AUUGUAGAAUCGUUGACUUACAUGAAGCUUAUAAAACGAGAGAACAAAGCCUUUUGAAUCAUGCAGAUUACACAUCAUAAUAAGAGACAGAGAGAAAGAGAGAAGAUCGAUCAAUGGAGAAAAAGGUUUUAUACGGUUUAGUAGUAAUGCUAACGUACUUGGUGGGAAGUGGCUUUAGUCAAGUGAAAAAUGAAGAAGCUGAGUGGGAACUACUUCUCACGGAGGCCCAGCAACCCAUAAUUGCUACGGUAACGUCCUCGUUGUGCGGUGUUCCCUGCGCUUUAUUGGAGGAGCAAGUGUACCAACUGACCAAAACCUACGGUGACCAGAUUAUAUUCUAUAAAGCCGACAUAAUAGAGAAACCAUUCUUUGCAAAACUCUACAAGGUACUCCGUGUCCCGACCCUCAUAGUCUUCAAAGGUGGCAAAGAAAUAAAACGUCUAGAAAAAGGUUUCUAUUGGGGUGCAGUAUAUGACCUAAUAAUAACUGAUCCAAACAUACUCUCUUCCUCCGAUUCCUCUACUCCACUAUUCGACGCGCUUCAAAACGCUACAUCCAAUUCAAAUACACUCUCUCCCUCCGAUUCCGCACCAUGCAAUUGUUCACUAUUUGAAGCGAUUCAAAACGCUACAUCAUCAUCUUGGGAAGAAACUGUGGUCGAGGCUCAACUUCCCAUAGUGCUUACGCUCACGUCUCCCUUGUGCGGUGAUCCCUGCGUUAACCUGAUGAGUCAAGUGGCUCGUUUGGCCGAGGCCUACGGUAACCGAACUAUAUUCUUCUAUACAGCCGACAUUUUGGAGGAGCCGUUCUUCGCACGACUUUACAAAGUAGUCAUUGCUCCGGCCGUCAUAGUCAUCAAAGACGGAGAAGUAGUAUUUCGUUAUGAAAGACUUUCUAAUUGGGGUAAUAUAUAUGACUUACUAUUUGAGUCAGUUAUAUUCGAUCCCGCUUUGUCCCCCUCCGAUUCCCCUUCUCCCAGCCCUUCUCCCUUCUAGAGAGUAAACUAUAGAGUCUUUUCUUGAAUCAGUAACGUCUCUUUAUAUGUAUUUGCGUCUAAUUAAUUAUUGUGUGUAUGUUGCUUCCUCUUUUAAACAUUUGCCUAUGUUAUAUAAAAGUUAAUAAAAUUGGUA
This is a messenger RNA of Thlaspi arvense, 1130 nucleotides long. The record is from the annotation of a GenBank genome assembly. NCBI's taxonomy places the organism in Eukaryota, Viridiplantae, Streptophyta, Magnoliopsida, Brassicales, Brassicaceae.